AUGACUCUUUUUUCUGAGUUUUUGAUUAUUGGAUAUUUGACAUAAGAAUAUAAAGAGACUGAAAUCAUAGAAUACUUUAAUAUUAAUGGAUCAUCUCUUCCAGAUUAUCUUAGAAAUGUGAGCAUAGUAAAUUUUGGUUUGAAUGGCAUAAUAGAUGUGCUUUACGAGUGUAUUUGAUGUUAAGUUGGAAUAAUAAAAGAAAUUAGAUGACAUUAAUAGUAAGAAUUAUUUGCAUUAAUUUGUAAUAACAGAUUUAAGUGGAUAAUUAAGAAACUGCACUUCACUUGUAGUAUUUGAGAGUUUAAAAAACGACUUUUAUUAACCUUAUGCUUAUGUGAUAGUUUCUGAACAAUCUAAUUUGAUUAGAUAGAAAUCAUAUAUGAGAGCAUUAUGCCAUUUUUGA
This is a messenger RNA of Paramecium pentaurelia, 403 nucleotides long. The record is from the annotation of a GenBank genome assembly. Lineage: Eukaryota; Ciliophora; Oligohymenophorea; Peniculida; Parameciidae.